UGACGCCAUGCGCAGGGUUCGGCGUUCUGAGCGCGUCAUCCCGCCGGCGCGUACGGGAAGCGGAGAGCGGACGCGUCUGAGGCUGAGGCUUGCGAGGUAACCAUGGCAAUGACAGGUCAGACAUCCUGCUCCUCGAUGAGUAACCACACCAAAGAAAGGGUCACUAUGGCCAAAGUGACGCUGGAGAACUUCUACAGCAAUCUGAUCGCACAGCACGAGGAGCGAGAAAUGAGGCAGCAGAAACUGGAGAAGGUGAUGGACGAGGAAGGCCUUGUCGACGAGGAGAAGCGUAUAAGACGGUCCCAGCAUGCCCGCAAAGAGACAGAGUUUCUGAGGCUCAAGAGAACUCGACUCGGGCUGGAUGACUUUGAGUCUCUGAAGGUCAUAGGUCGAGGAGCUUUCGGAGAGGUGCGCCUGGUUCAGAAGAAGGACACGGGCCAUGUGUACGCUAUGAAGAUCCUGCGUAAAGCUGACAUGCUGGAGAAGGAGCAGGUGGGUCACAUCCGAGCAGAGAGGGAUAUCCUGGUGGAAGCAGACAGCCUCUGGGUGGUGAAGAUGUUCUACAGCUUCCAGGACAAGCUGAAUCUCUACCUGAUCAUGGAGUUUCUGCCGGGGGGUGACAUGAUGACCCUCCUGAUGAAGAAAGACACCCUCACUGAAGAGGAGACGCAGUUUUAUAUUGCAGAGACUGUGCUGGCCAUCGACUCCAUUCACAGGAUGGGGUUCAUACACAGGGACAUCAAACCAGAUAAUCUGCUCCUCGAUAGUAAGGGUCACGUGAAGCUGUCUGAUUUCGGACUCUGCACAGGGCUGAAGAAAGCUCACCGAACAGAGUUUUAUAGGAAUCUCAAUCACAGCCUUCCCAGUGACUUCAGUAAGGACUACAGCGCCUUCCAGAACAUGAACUCCAAGCGGAAAGCUGAAACGUGGAAAAGAAACAGGAGGCAGUUAGCCUUCUCCACAGUGGGGACCCCAGACUACAUAGCUCCGGAGGUGUUCCUGCAGACAGGCUAUAGCAAGCAGUGUGACUGGUGGUCCCUGGGGGUCAUCAUGUAUGAGAUGCUGAUCGGUUACCCGCCGUUCUGCUCUGAGACACCGCAGGAGACCUACAAGAAAGUGAUGAACUGGAGGGAGACCCUCACCUUUCCACCCGAGGUUCCCAUUUCUGAGAAAGCCAAGGACCUCAUCCUCAGGUUCUGCUGCGAGGGAGAACACCGAAUCGGAGCCGGUGGUGUGGAAGAAAUCAAGAGCAACCCUUUCUUUGAGGCCUUGGAUUUGGACCACAUCAGGGAAAGACCUGCUGCGAUCUCGAUUGAAAUCAAAAGCAUCGAUGACACUUCAAACUUUGACGAGUUCCCAGAAUCGGACAUCCUCCAGCCUCCAGCUCCCUUAGCAGUGAGUAACCAUUCUGAGGCUGACUACAAGAACAAAGACUGGGUCUUCAUCAACUACACUUACAAACGCUUUGAGGGGCUGACGGCAAGGGGAGCCAUUCCCUCGUACAUGAAGACAGGGAAGAGAUAAACUGGGAGACCCCAGUGGACCUGAUUCCCGUCUUUUACUUGCUUUGUUUACCGUUUUGGUCUGUAGCUACAGGGCUUUGCGGGGCUACCUUGCCCUCUUCUGUCCUCUAGAUCUGUGGAAGUGCUGAGGAGAGCUUCAUCCCCACAAACCCAGCUGGAUAUUCAGAAACUGAGCCUUAAAAUCAGCUUGCUCCAGUGUCUCGGAACAAGCCAAGGGCUUUACCGUCUACACGGAUCCUGCUGUCCAUUUCAACAGAGCUCCGAUACCAGGAGAUACAAAAAACAACAACUGCCUUCUGCUUCAUAAAAACACCACGACUGUACAAACCAGCAAAGCAGUCCGCCAUGUGCAUCUCUUUAAAAGAGCGAUCUUUCAGUCUACUGGCGCUGCCCAUUGCGCAGUGCUGACAAAACUCCUAUGCAAACCUAAAGGUUUUAUUUUCUUGGUAUGCUGAUGUCAUCUCCAAAAUGCCUUUAUUAUUAUUAUUUUAUAUAUAUAAAGUGAGGGCUCGUCUGUUUC
Molecule: messenger RNA, 2043 nt
Organism: Polyodon spathula (Mississippi paddlefish)
Lineage: Eukaryota; Metazoa; Chordata; Actinopteri; Acipenseriformes; Polyodontidae
Product: serine/threonine-protein kinase 38
Exons: 14
Coding region: 103-1524 (473 amino acids)
Biological process (GO): peptidyl-serine phosphorylation; intracellular signal transduction
Molecular function (GO): ATP binding; protein serine/threonine kinase activity
Source: RefSeq, a predicted model, not a curated record